Molecule: messenger RNA, 1479 nt
Organism: Meloidogyne enterolobii
Lineage: Eukaryota; Metazoa; Nematoda; Chromadorea; Rhabditida; Meloidogynidae
Source: the annotation of a GenBank genome assembly
GGAAAAUUAGAUUUUAUUAAAUACAACCUUUUUCUCCAGUUUAAAAAUAAAAUGAAGCAAAAAUUAUUUUUAUUUUAUAUUAUUUUACAAUUAUUAUUUAUAAAUGCCAAAGAAGGCGAUCGUUCACUUAUAAGUGAACAAACGUCAAAUUACCGUUUUAGUGAUCCAAAACAGCGUGUUAUUUGUACCAAAAAUCCUCGUGAUUCAAACUUUAAUGAUGUUAUUUGUAAAAAAGAUUUUUUUGAUUCAAAAGAAGAAUUAAAUUUUUAUAUUAUUGGGGACAUGGGAGGAAGUUCACUUUGGUCACCAGUCUUUCCUUAUUCUACACAUGCUCAAAGAAGUGUUUCUUCUGCAAUGAGUGAAUUAGCAGCAGAUGAUCAGCCAGCAUUUAUAAUUAAUUUAGGGGAUAAUUUUUAUAUGAAUGGGGUAAAAAAUAUUAAUGAUGAACGUUUUCAAAAAACAUUUGAAGAUGUUUAUGAAGAAAAAACACUUGGUGUUCCUUGGUUUUCAAUUCCCGGUAAUCACGAUUACCAUGGAAAUAUACAAGCUGAAAUUGAUUAUACAAAUAGGAGUACUCGAUGGACAUUCCCUGGUAAAAAUGCUAAUGAACCUUGGUAUAAAAUUAGAUAUGAAUUUGGAGCUAAAAAAUUAAAAACAACAAUUUCACUUGAUUUUCUUAUGAUUGAUACUGUUCAACUUUGUGGUAUGACAGAAGAUGUUGUUGGCGAUAGAAUAAUAAAUUGGGUGUUUAGUGAAUCAAAAAAUAGCAAUCCACAUACAGCAAUUCCAGAUAAGGAAUCUUUUGCUGAACAACAAAAAGAUUGGAUUAUUGGGGAAUUAAAUAAAUAUAUAAGUUCUCCUUCAAGUGCAACAUAUGUUUUUGUUGCUGGCCAUUAUCCAAUAUAUUCAGUUGGUAGACAUGGGUCAUUUUAUGAAUGUUUAAAAGAUUUGGAUUUAAAAAUGAAAGAAGCUAAAAUUUCUGCUUAUUUAAGUGGACAUGAUCAUAAUUUACAACAUUUAAUUGUUGAAAAUGAUAAUAAAAUUUUAAAUUAUAUUGUUUCUGGUGCUGGAGCAGCAACUGAUAGAAGUCAGCAUCAUUGGGAUGAAUUUAGUAAAAAUGAAGGAGCUAAAGUUUUAGUACAUUACCCAGCUGAACAUUGGUGGUGGAAAGCAGAUGAAUGGUUUAGUAUGUCAACUGGUGGCUUUAUUCAAGCAAAAGUUAAAAAAGAUGAAUUAAUUCUUUCAUUUUAUUCUGGCAAAGGUUCAGUAUGUCUGGGAAAUAUUCCAGUAAUUGGAAAAUGGUUGGGAGGUUCAAGUGGCCCUCAAAAUGCAAAUUGUAAAACUUUAAUUCAUCAAACAAAACUUUGUCCAUUACAAAAUUCUGAAGAUUGUAUCAAUAAACAAAAAGAAGAAAAAGCUCAAAGUAAAGCCGGUUGGCUAUUUAAUGGAAAAAAUUUAUGGUGUCUUUAUUUAUGUUGA